This is a messenger RNA of Pogona vitticeps (central bearded dragon), 2389 nucleotides long. Its product is annotated as caspase-10-like. Gene Ontology annotation, molecular function: cysteine-type endopeptidase activity; protein binding. Gene Ontology annotation, biological process: proteolysis; regulation of apoptotic process. Lineage: Eukaryota; Metazoa; Chordata; Lepidosauria; Squamata; Agamidae. The record is from RefSeq and is a predicted model, not a curated record.
CGAGCGAGCGCGAGGAGGUGCCGGGAGUCGCCCGGGUCUCGUCCCGCCCCGCCCUCUGGCCGUCCGUGCAAACGCGGGUUCCCCCUGAUGGCAUUCGCUGCUGCGUCCCAAUAAGAACUUCUGUCUCUCGUGGGAUUUGCUCGAGCGUGACAAGAGUCGCGGGGGUGGUUUUGUUUUCUUUUAUUUCUUUUUGAAUGGUCAGUCGGAGGAAAACCCGAACGUGGUCUGUUCCAUCACAUCCAUAUCCAUGUCUUGAAGCAAGAAAUUAAAACAAAAUUGGAUGAUUUAAGGAAGAUUGGACUUUAAUGUAAGUUUAGUGUUGAGGAAGCGCUGACGUCAUGGAGGAGGAAGAUAGCCUGAAGUUCCGCUCGCAGCUUCUCGAAGUUGAUGCCAAUCUUGGGAAGGACGAUGUGGAUGCUCUGAAAUUUCUCUGCAGUGAUUUAAUUGCCUUUAAAAGGCUAGAAACAGUGAUGUCGGCACAGGACAUUUUUGAGCUGCUCAUCAGUAAAGACUUAGUCAAUAAGGAGGACAUGUUUCUCAUCGCAGAGCUUCUCUACCUAAUUAAGCACAACUCUCUGCUGCAUAUCCUUGGCUUUACCAAAGAGGAUGUUCAGAACAAGCUUCCUCAGAGAAGGAUGGUGUCUGAGUAUCGAGAGAUGCUGUAUUACAUAUCUGAACAGUUUACUGAAGAGAAUGUGAGGAUUGCCACAUUCCUUCUGAGGGAACACCUUCCAAAGAAGCUGUCUCCUGCAUCUGCUCUGGAACUGUUGACUUCCUUAGAGAAACAAGACCUCCUGGGUACAAACAACUUGGAGAUGUUGGAAAGACUCUGUGAAAAAAUAUCACCCGAUCUCCUGAAGAAUGUGAAUAGAUACAAAGAAAGAGCAGGUUCUUACCAUGGUGAAUUUCAGAACCUAAAUGUACAGGAGCACAUUAUGCAUUCUCUACCUGGAAAUCAAGAUGUCAAAGCAGGAAACAUGUUUGACACCUCUGAACGCAGCUUGCAACAGCCUCCGGGAAACCAUGAAUGCAAACUAGAGAAGUCAGCUCUCUAUAAAAUGGAUGGGCCACACAGGGGAUGCUGCCUCAUUUUUAAUAAUAUGAACUUUGAGGGAUCACUCCAGGACAAGAGGAGGAAUGGAUCUGAGAUAGAUGCCAUGGAACUGGAACGUGUAUUUACAUGGCUUGGGCUAGAAGUGACGACCUAUAAGGACCAGACGGCCAAAGGGAUGGAAGAACUUUUAAAGCAGUGGCAAUCCUCUGACUGCUUGAAGGACAGGGAUUGUCUGGUGUGCUGCAUUCUGUCUCACGGGGAGUCUGGAUUGAUUUUUGGAACAGAUGAACAGAAAAUUUCAAUCCGUGCCAUCAUGUCGUACUUCACCGCCAACCGGUGUCCCUUCCUGGCAAAAAAACCCAAACUGUUCUUCAUCCAAGCGUGCCAGGGUGAAAAGAUACAGGCACCCUUCUUCCUUGACACAGACAACAACAGUCCUGCCACACUUGGAGCAGAUGCACAAGCUUCAGGAUUUGUCCCCACAAUGAGUAUUCCAGCAGAAGCAGAUUUUCUCCUUGGCAUGGCCACGGUGGAUGGUUAUCUCUCUUUCCGUCACAUUUAUCAGGGCUCCUGGUACAUUCAGUCUCUCUGUAAGAAGCUGCGGGAUCUGGUGCCAAGAGGUGAAGACAUCUUGUCCAUUCUGACAGCAGUCAAUGCAGAUGUGAGCCAACGUGCAGCUGCUCAGGGGCAGAAGAAACAGAUGCCACAGCCAGCAUACACCCUUAGGAAAAAACUGAUAUUCCCUGUGCCUUAAAAACCCUUUUUCGCCAACACAACUUGGUGGCUGCCAUCUACAUUUGACACGAACCCCACAGCUUCUCUGUGUGAGUGAUGCUUCAGGCGCUACCUAUUUACCAUGAUGGAUUUUCUUCAGCUCCUUGUGCCUGCUGUGUCUUGACCUCGCCUAUUAGUCAUGGUAGCUGAAAAGAACCUCCAGCUGCAGGGGUGGUGUGCUUUUGAAAUGAUUGCCAAGCACCAGGAGGGAAGAGCAUCCUUCCAUGUCCUGCCCGUGAUCUUCCAGAGGCACCUGUGUAACCCUUGUUCAGAACAGAAUCUUGCUCUCAAUGGCUUUUGCUUGGAUCCUGCUGUUGCUGCUCCUCUGAAGGAAUGGGGAGGGGGAGAGGCGUUUUACACUGCAUACUCUCAAGAAAGUCUUAGCAAUUAAUGUCAUUAUGCUGUUUGUUUUAAGGAAAAAAAGAAUAGGAACACUACCUGGUUCUAAUCUGUGGGCUGUAUUUCUGGCAGACAGUAUAAUGGAACAGAAGUGUUACCGUAUUUUUCGCUCCAUAAGACGCACCUCUCCAUAAGACGCACCAAAUUUUAAGGAGAAGAAAA